UUCUGGGAAGGUCGGGCUGAUACUCAAGGAAGGACUACGAACCCCAGCAAGCAGUUCGCGACACCAGGGCGCAGAAGGAGGAGGAGCUCGAGCCGUGGGGCCCUACGGAACCAGAUCCACCCUUGAGAGGAGGGCCUGGGUCUGGAAGCUGUAGGUGAGCAGAGGGUGAGAGGCCUUGUGUUCUGCGGGCUGCUCCUUCCACAAGCAAUUGCAUGCGUGAGGCCCUGUUCCUGGUGCUGGGAUGCAGGAGGAUGGACAGAAUUCUCGGUCGUGGACAGUUCUCUGCCUUCAUGGAGCCUGUAGUCUAGUGGGGAGGCGGUACACAGGACAGUACACCAGCAGGCAGCUGCAGCACCUGAUGUAGGUGGCCAUGGGGAAGCAUUACUUCUGUGACUACUGCAACCGCUCCUUCCAGGACAACCUCCACAACCGCAAGAAGCACCUAAAUGGGCUACAGCACCUCAAGGCCAAGAAGGUCUGGUAUGACAUGUUUCGAGAUGCAGCUGCCAUCUUGUUAGAUGAACAGAACAAACGGCCCUGCAGGAAGUUUCUACUGACAGGACAGUGUGACUUUGGCUCCAACUGCAGAUUUUCCCACAUGUCAGAGAGAGACCUGCAGGAACUGAGUAUCCAGGUGGAGGAGGAGAGGCGGGCCAGGGAGUGGCCACUAGAUGUUGUCGAACUCCCUGAGGGCCAUCUGGAAGACUGGUUGGAAAAGAGAGCCAAGCGGCUGAGCUCAGCUCCGAGCAGCAGGGCUGAACCCAUGAGAAGCACCAUCUUCCAGUACCCCAUAGGCUGGCCACCAGUCCAGGAGCUGCCUCCAUCCCUGCGGGCACCCCCACCCGGGGGGUGGCCCCUGCAGCCCAGCGUCCAGUGGGGCUGAGCCCCUCAUCCCCACUUUGACCCCCAUCUGGUCAGCUUUUGUGUCAGUCACAAUAAAGAUAAGGGCUACUGGGGAUGCCAAGGGCCUCUCCCCCGCCUGCUGCCCCCUGUGGAGCCUCUGAAACCACAUGCUGCUGGGCCUGGCUUGACUAAGGCCCCAGAGUUGCCCCAGCAGGUAUAGCCCUGGUCCUAGCUCUGCUCCAGACAGCUCCAUCCUCCCUCCCUCUUGGGACAUCUUGAGAAGAUGGGUGGUAAAACUUCCUUCUGGAUGUUUAUAAAGAAAGUCUGUCACCAUG
Canis lupus familiaris (dog) is the source of this 1178-nucleotide messenger RNA. It is a transcript of the gene ZMAT5, whose product is annotated as zinc finger matrin-type 5. The coding region runs from base 371 to 883 and encodes 170 amino acids. Gene Ontology annotation, cellular component: U12-type spliceosomal complex. The transcript has 7 exons. Gene Ontology annotation, molecular function: zinc ion binding. The record is from RefSeq and is a predicted model, not a curated record. Lineage: Eukaryota; Metazoa; Chordata; Mammalia; Carnivora; Canidae.